AUGAGCAUAAAUUACUUGAAUGUUGAUCAUGCCUUCCUUAGCCGCAAGCUGCAGGCAAAACAAGAAUUAGCUGCUUUCUUCCAGGAGUUGCUGCAGGAGCAUACAAGACAACUUAUUGAGCAGACUCCUGCUGCUGAUUCAGCAGCAAAGGCUUUGGCCUUAAAAUCAUUUCAAUCAAAAUUAGUAACACCAAACAAUGAUAAAAAACUUCCUCUACCAGGAUUAAAGGAAGUGUUGGAGUUUUCUCGUAUGUUUAAAGACGACUUCGUCCUCGAGAAGAUGGAUCUACAAACUCUGCAGGUUAUGUGCAAGUUAUUGGGGCUGCAGCCUUACAGCGUCCGCUCUCAUGUCGUCUUACAGCUUAGGCACCACAUUAACCAUAUACAAAGAGAAGACAGGGAGUUGCUAUGGGAGGGAGUAGAGAGUUUAACUCAUGAAGAAUUAGUUGAGGCAUGCAGAGACAGAGGAAUGAAAUUCUAUAAAACAACAGAUGACGAGAUGAGGGAACAGAUGCGGCAAUGGCUGGAGGUUUCCUCUCACCGAGAUGUUCCUCCUAUUUUGCUGCUGUGGAGCCGCUGCGUCUCCAUGGUGCCUGCAGCACAACUGCAGCCUACAGCAGCAGCAGCAGCAGCUACGGCUGGUGCAGCCGAAGCUGCAGCAGAACCCAGCAUUUCUCUUGCUGCAGUUGCAGGGCAGCAAGCAGCAGCAGACGACAAGAAGAAAGAAGAAGAAGCUGCAGCAGGUGCUGCUGCUGCUGCUGCUGCUGCAGAUGCUGAUACUGAAGCAGAAACUCUUCGCAAAACAGCAAGCUUGGAGGCGAUGACGAAGCAAGUUGAACUGCUUAAGGAAGAGGAGGAAUCUCUUAGACAAACAAUAACAUUGCUACAGGAGGAACGAGCACAGCACGCGCAGAUGCAGAAGAUGCAGAGACACCCGGAGGCCGCAGAAGACGAAUCUGCAGAGAGCGAACCUACCCUUGCUUCUGUUUCACAGGAGAAGCAGCAGGAGCAGCAGCAACAGCAGCAGAAGCAGCAGCUGCAUCGCGAGCAGCAGCAGCAAGUAGGGGAGGCCGACGCCACCGAAACAAAGGAAAGGCGCGACUGUCGGGAUGUGGAGAGAGAACUCCGUCUGCUGCGGCAGCUGACGGACAUUCAGCACGAGCAUGAAGAAAGACAAUUUCAUGUCUUUAAUCAAGUCCAAAUGGCAGUAGAGGCUCUUAAGAGCAAGCUGGCGCCGCCGCCACCCAAGCCAGCUCCAGCAGCAGCAGCAGCAGCAGGAAAAGGCGAAGCAGCAGAUAAAGCCGCAGCAGGCGAACCUGCAACGGGAGAAGCAACAAAAGUACCUGCAGGGGAGGGAGCAGCAGCAGCAGCAGAAGGAGCAGCACCAGAUGCACCAGCAGCAGGAGAAGUACUUGAGGAGGACCCCAAUGAGAUUAUUCGGCAACGCGCUGCCGAGUUGCUGCAUGAUGAGCUAAGGGAGUUAGAAUUAUGCAUGCAAUUAUUAGCGCGGGAAUUCGCAGAAGAUGCAAAAGAAGUCGAACAUUUCAUGACCGACGCGAGGACACCUCCAGAGGAGCUGGAGGCCCCCAAUGACCAGGUAAAAGAAGAGGCAGCAGCAAAUACCGAUCCCCCAGCAAAGACAGACGGAGGCGCUGCAGCAGCAAGCCCAACUGCAUCCAAGAAGGAGUAA
Messenger RNA from Eimeria maxima, 1689 nucleotides. RefSeq names its product LETM1 and EF-hand domain-containing protein anon-60Da, mitochondrial, related. The record is from RefSeq and is a predicted model, not a curated record. Bases 1 to 1689 code for a protein of 562 amino acids. Gene Ontology annotation, biological process: intracellular monoatomic cation homeostasis. The transcript is spliced from 13 exons. Gene Ontology annotation, cellular component: mitochondrial inner membrane. Gene Ontology annotation, molecular function: ribosome binding. Lineage: Eukaryota; Apicomplexa; Conoidasida; Eucoccidiorida; Eimeriidae.